Messenger RNA from Hyphopichia burtonii NRRL Y-1933, 2463 nucleotides. It is a transcript of the gene SLM2, whose product is annotated as phosphatidylinositol 4,5-bisphosphate-binding protein. Bases 1 to 2463 code for a protein of 820 amino acids. The record is from RefSeq and is a predicted model, not a curated record. NCBI's taxonomy places the organism in Eukaryota, Fungi, Ascomycota, Pichiomycetes, Serinales, Debaryomycetaceae. The transcript has a single exon.
AUGAAUUCAGAUUUUAGUAACCCUCUAGCGGUUAUUCUACCUUAUAACUUCAAUAAUCUUCAAGAUUAUCCAACUGAGGUGUUGGCACUUCGAUUUCAAGCUUGGAGAUCGAUUAUUAAAGAUUUGGUCAAUUAUUUAAAAGAAUAUGCCAACGUUCAGGAAGAAAUUGUGAGGCAACAGUUGAGACUACAGCAAGCAGUUGGAAUAUCUUCUGGUAACUCAGGAGCGUCUAAUUCAAAUAAUGCACCUAGUCAUGGUAAUCAUCAUUCUUCUAAUCAUAAUUCUAGUCAUAAAGAUGAUAUAAAUGCCAUAAAUAAGUUUUUUUUACCGAUUGGUAAUGGAUCUAUUCAAGAUUUGCCAAAUAUUUUAACUAGAUUUCAUCAACAGAAUGUAACUAAUUCUUCUAAGACUUUAAAAGAAAUUAAUCAAAUCAUUAUACCAAAAUUAGAUGAAUUAAGAAAAGAUUUACUAGUUAAAAUUAAAGAAAUUAAAAAUUUACAAAAUGAUUUUAAAAAUUCUUUAGGUAAAGAGAUCAAUGAAACCAAAAAUUUAUUGAACUCAUAUACAAAUGCAAUUGAAUUAUCAAAUAAGUUGGAACAUGGUACUUCUCCCUCUUCUUCCGCUAAUGAACAUGACAUUUCGAAAUUUGAUCCUUAUUUGGUUAAGUUGAAAUUAGAUCGUCAAUUAAAACGUCAGUUACUGGAAGAAAACUAUUUAUAUGAAGCUUAUAAUAAUUUACAAAGCGCUGGUGGGAAAUUGGAAUCAAUUAUAGUUAUUGAAAUUCAAAAUUACUUAAAAAUGUUUUUAGAAUUGAUAAAUAAUGAACAUUUAACAAUUCCAAAUUUCUUAGUUCCAAAUUUGUCAAAUGGAUUUUUAACAAAAGAAUCAAAUUUCGAAUGGGAUUCUUUCAUUUCUAAAAAUUUACCUUCUCCGUCAAUUUCUUUAAGUGCAGUUAGCCAUAAUAACUCAAAUGUUAAAAAUGGUACUUUUAUUGAUUUAUCAUUUGGUUCAAGAAAAAUUUCUGAUUUAUCAAUUCCUGAAAUUGAUUCUCCUUUAAAUAUUGCUUUGAGAGAAGGCUGGUUGGAAAGAAGAUCGAAAUUUCUUAAAUCUUAUUCAAGUGGUUAUUACGUUUUAACCUGUAACUUCUUACAUGAAUUUAAAACUCCUGAUCGUAAAAAAGAUCAAAUUCCUGCUUUGUCUUUACUGUUAGACCAAUGUCAUGUUAGUGAACAUUCAAAAGAUGAUGGUAAAUCAAAUGGUCUUUAUAAAUUUGUUGUUUAUACUAAGUCCCCUGGUGGUAUUAUUUCAAAAGGUCAUAAUUUGGUUUUCAGAACUGAUACUUAUAAACAAAUGAUUGACUGGUAUAAUGACAUUAAAGCUUUAACUAAUUUAUCUACUCCUGCUGCAAGAGCAAGAUAUGUUUCAAAAAAUUUUAAGAAUGUUAAAAAAAUUUCUAGAAACUCAAGUAUAGUUUCAAGUAGUACUAAUGCCAAAUCCAUUAAAAGUGGUACUACUAUUAAUUCUAGGAUACCAAAUAACGCUUUGACUCCAAAACAAUAUGGUAAUCAUUCCAAUGUUUUAAAUAGUGCAACCACAAAUAACGGCUAUAGGUCAAGGCCUGUUUCUCAAAGUUCAUCAACGGCUGCAAAUAAUCGUUUAUCUUCUACAUUUUCUCAAAGAAAUAACAAUAAUAGUCCACGAUUAGCUAAUAUGAUUAAUAGUGAUGGUACUAUCAUAACACCAGUUGAGACUUAUAGUGAAUAUCAGCAGCAACAACAACAACAACAACAUCAGCAACACCAUCCACAACAGCAACGCACACAACAAGAUACACCACAACAACACCAUCAGCAACAACCAGCAUUAGAACAAAGUAAGAGUAUACCUCAAAUGGGUGGUAUAGCUGUUCAAAUUCAACCAAAUCAACCACAACAAGGCUAUAUCCCAACAGCACAGAGUUAUCAAUAUUAUAUAAAUCAUAAUAAUGAGAAUCAACAAACUCAUCCUCAGCAAUUUUAUGAUCCGGUUCAACAACAAUUCUAUACAAUUAGUCCAAGUAUUCAACCCCAACCACAAUUUUUCCAAACAUCACCAGCACAAGCACCUCAGAGACAAUAUAUACCAGUCAAUAAUGGAGAACAAGCCAAUAAUCAAAAUCAAGGAUAUACCAUCAAUACUGCUAAUUAUUUCCCACAACAGUACUUAUCGGCUGAAAAUAUUCCAGGUCAAUUACCAUAUCCGAUCAACAGUCAAAUACAACCAUCAACAUCAAAUGUGCCUAGUAGACCAUCACUGGUGAGUAUUGAAAAUCAACCUCAAAACAGAGAUAUUAUUAAUGGUAAUAAUCAAGUAGUUAAUCAAGAUGGAAAUAUAUCCAAAAGUUCAAUUAAUCAAGGAGAGGUUGAUACGUUAAACAGUAAAACUAUUAAUGAAGAAGUAAAAUCAAUUGAUAAAACUAAAUAA